AGCCCCGCCCCCGGCUCAGAGGCCCUCGCGCGGCCCGCGAGACUUGCCGGGUUGUGGUGGCGGGAUUCUGUGGCCCUGCGGGGACUUGGAAGUCGCCGGUUCGAGUCGUCGCGUCUCCGCGUCGGCCCUGCUGCUUGUCUUCGUCCCGAAGGAGCAGACGUUGCUGGGGGGUGCGGCGAAUCUGCCGCUGCGAAUCGGCGGGCGCAGCGGAGGCGGCGAGGCCUCGCGAGAGUCCGGGUGCGGGCGCGGCGGCCGAGCGGCGGGCCGAGCGACCGGAGCGGCGGGCCUGGCCCGCGGUGCCGCCGACAUGACGGGCCGUGUGUGCCGCGGCUGCGGCGGCACGGACAUUGAGCUGGACGCGGCGCGCGGCGAUGCCGUGUGCACCGGCUGCGGCUCUGUGCUCGAGGACAACAUCAUCGUCUCCGAGGUGCAGUUCGUGGAGAGUAGCGGCGGCGGCUCAUCGGCCGUGGGCCAGUUCGUGUCGCUGGACGGUGCCGGCAAAACCCCGUCCCUGGGCGCUGGCUUCCACGUGAGCCUGGGAAAGGAGUCGAGAGCACAGACCCUGCAGAACGGGCGGCGCCAGAUCCACCACCUGGGGAGCCAGCUGCAGCUGAACCAGCACUGCCUGGACACGGCCUUCAACUUCUUCAAGAUGGCCGUGAGCAAGCACCUGACGCGCGGCCGGAAGAUGGCGCACGUGAUCGCCGCCUGCCUCUACCUCGUGUGCCGCACGGAGGGCACCCCGCACAUGCUCCUCGACCUCAGCGACCUGCUCCAGGUGAACGUGUACGUGCUGGGCAAGACGUUCCUCCUGCUGGCGAGAGAGCUGUGCAUCAACGCGCCGGCGAUAGACCCGUGCCUGUAUCCCCGCUUCGCCCACCUGCUGGAGUUCGGCGAGAAGAACCACGAGGUGUCCAUGACGGCCCUGAGGCUGCUGCAGAGGAUGAAGAGGGACUGGAUGCACACGGGCCGGCGCCCCUCGGGCCUCUGCGGGGCAGCGCUUCUGGUGGCAGCCAGGAUGCACGACUUCCGGAGGACCAUCAAGGAGGUCAUCGGCGUGGUCAAGGUGUGCGAGUCCACGCUGCGCAAGAGGCUCACAGAAUUUGAAGACACGCCCACCAGCCAGCUGACCGUGGACGAGUUCAUGAAGAUCGACCUGGAGGAGGAGUGUGACCCCCCGUCGUACACGGCUGGCCAGCGCAAGCUGCGGAUGAAGCAGCUCGAGCAGGUGCUGUCGAAGAAGCUGGAGGAAGUCGAAGGGGAGAUAUCCAGCUACCAGGACGCGAUUGAGACCGAACUCGAGAACAGCCGGCCGAAGGCCAAGGGGGCCCUGGCCAGCCUGGCCAGGGACGGCUCCGCCGAGGAUGCCGCAGCCAGCCUGUUUGGCGAGGAGGACGCCGAGGACGAGGAGCUGGAGGCCGCCGCCAGCCACCUGAACAAGGACUUCUACCAGGAGCUGCUUGGCGGCGGCGCCGGGACCUCGGAGGCAGCAGGCAGCCCCAGCGGGAGCGGCAGGCCCCCCGCCCUGGAGUCCCUCCUGGGGCCCCUGCCCACGGCAGCCAGCCUGGGCAUCUCGGACUCCAUCCGAGAGUGCAUCUCGCAGAGCGGGGAGCCCAAGGACACGUCAGGGGACGGCGAGCUGGACCUCAGCGGCAUCGACGACCUGGAGAUCGACAGGUACAUCCUGGACGAGGCGGAGGCCCGCGUGAAGGCCGAGCUGUGGAUGCGGGAGAACGCCGAGUACCUGCGGGAACAGAGGGAGAAGGAAGCGCGGAUCGCCAAGGAGAAGGAGCUGGGCGUGUACAAGGAGCAGAAGCCCAAGAAGUCCUGCAAGCGCAGGGAGCCGAUCCAGGCCAGCACGGCGGGGGAGGCCAUCGAGAAGAUGCUGGAGCAGAAGAGGAUCUCCAGCAAGAUCAACUACAGCGUGCUCCGCGACCUGGACAGCAAGGGUGGGGGCGGCACGCAGAGGCCAGACGCACGGCCCGAGGCCAGGGCCGGCUCCCGGAAGCUGCCGCGGAGGAAGAAGCCGGCCAGCAGGAGUGGGGCCGACCCCGUGACCAGCGUGGGGAAAAGGUUGAGGCCUUUGGUGUCUGCACAGCCAGCUAAGAAGGCUGCCCUGGGAGAGGCCGUGCUCCCGAGCGCCCCCGCCCCCGGCGCCGAGCCCGGGCGGCCCUCGGCGGUGGUGGUGGAGAGCGGGCCUGUGUCGUACCACCCCGAGGAGGACGCCGAGGAGGAGGACCCCGACGAGGAGGACGGGGAGCCCUGCGUCAGCGCCCUGCAGAUGCUGGGCGGCAGCGAUUACGGCUGUGACGGUGACGAUGAUGACGGCUACUGAGGCGUGACCCCGCAGUGGGCAGUGUCCUGGUGGCAGACCCCGCUGGUGUCUGAGAGGCCGGGCCGGGCCUUGGGCCCCCAGGGGUGAGCGCGGAGACUCCUGUGACGAGAGGCGCUGCCAGCCUGCUCCGCAGCCUCCGCCUCGCGGCCUCGUGGGGGCACGGGGCACCGCGCUCUUCUGGACGGUGUGAGGCGCGUCUCUGUCCGGAACAGGGGACUGGACGGCUGCCUGCGUGUGACUGAUGAGACAUAGGUCUCGUGGCCCAAGGGCCCUCCACGGGCGUGACUGUGGGGUCUCCUGUAAAGAAACUGGAGCACAGAGAGGCCAGCUCCUGUCCGAGUGAGUGGGGCCUGGGGGGCCCCAGGACCCUGCUGUCUGCCCCUCGUGGGGCCGGGUGCCCUGCUCCUGCCACCCGCUGUCACGGAGAAGCACUGUGUCCACUCGUCCCUCUGCCGAUCGGGGCUGGUCCUGGACCCCCAGCUGCGGUGCUCAGCCAGACCCUGGCCCCUCCCACCACUUCUCUUCUGGGACCAGGCGGAGGGAGCUACAUGCCACCCAUGAGCCCAGAGGGCCUGAGCCAGGACUGCAGUGGCCGCCCUGGCUGUGCUGGCACCUGGCCCAGCACCCCAGAGGGGAGGCAGGCAGGGCUGUGAGCUGGGCCGUCCUGCUCCAGAGGGUUCCGGCUGCCCAGUGCCGCCCGGGGGGCCAGGUCUCUGCGUGGGGAGGCCCAGAGACCACUGCCCCAGGUCUUGGCUGGGUUGCUGCUGCUCUGGACAUGUCUCCGAGGGCCAGGCUUUGGCCCUCUCCUGCUGCGUCAGGAGAGGGUAGCUUCGGUGACAGGGCACCCACACUGCUUCGCAGGGCCUGCACCCGGUUCCCUGGGGUGGGCUGGGCCUCCUCCCAUAGGCGCGGAGUCUGAGGUCAAGACGUGGGGGCCAUGUGUCUGGGGCCGGCUGGCACCCUGGGCCACCUGGGAGGCGGAUGGGGGCUGGGUUCCGAGCACAGGAGGACGUCACUUGAGCAGAAACCCACUGAGGCUGUGCUCUGUGAUUCUGUGUGUGGCUUCGUGGCCUUCCCCAGAGGGACGCAGCCCCAGGGAGGCCGGAGGGGCAGAUGGGCCUGGAAGACCCCUUGUGGGAAGGGGGCUCUGGGGUGGGCAGCGUGGCUGGGCGUGUGUGGCUGAAGCAGGAGCCCAGCCCCGCGGAGGAGGGGCUGGUGGGGAAGAGCUGUGCCCCGAGAGGGGAGCGAGGAGCAUCCGGCACAGGGUCUGCGAGCAGCGGGGCCAGUGCCACGCGGACAUGCAGGCUGCCGCGGUGGGGGAGGCCAGUGGCCAGACGGCGCCAGUGGGCCGUGGACGGUUCCCGUGUGCAGGUCACCACUGCCCACCUGUUGGCCCGAGGGGACUCGUGUGCCUUCCUCCGUCCACGCAGGCAUCGCCCUCCCCAGCAGUCGCGUGUCUGGGCGCCCCGCAGCUGAGCCCCCCCGGCUGCUGACCCAGAAGGGGCCGGGGCUGACUCCUCGCUGGGGGGGCUGCGGCUGUCGCUGCAAGCCUCUCCUGCAGGGGCCGGCCCUGGGGCCUCCCUGUCUGUCCUGCGCUGAGCAGAGCCUCUCUGCUCGGAUGCCUCGGGUCGAGGGCGGCACAGGCGCUGGGGGACGUUCACAGGCUGCUCUCUGCUCAGCUGAGGCCAAAGGGGCCAGGGGGCUUGAGUGACAGCUCAAGGUCCCCCAGCUGGGCCCACACACCUGGCGGCCCCACAGCCGGUUCCGGAUGAGCCAGGCCGACAAGCACACCACAGAGACGACGGCCACCCCACACGGCCAGGAGCACCCAAGGGCCUCUGAUGGCAAAAGCCCACCGACACCUCGGAGCCCCGCCCGCCUGCCAUCACGGGUCCCGGGUCACACCACCCCUCCGCCCAGGCUUCCCAGGACCAGGCCGCCCCUCUGCCCCCUGUGCCCCCUGGAGACUGAGGCACUGGCACAGCAGCCUGCCCCUCCUCUAGGUGCCCCUCGGCCCUGACCCAGGGGCUGCUUUAUGGGGAGGGGCCUGGUUCAGGACAGGCUGCCUGAGGCCAGCAGGGGACCGGAGGGGGCGGCCAUUCUGUGUGCUGCUGCUGCACACGGGGCCCAGGGUCACAGUGGGACGAACCCAGGGACUCAGACUAUGGUUGUGGGCGGGCUACCCAGGGAUCCGCUCCUGAGGCUCCCCUGUGGCACCUGGACCCUGUCGCCUGCGUUGUGGGAGAGCUGGUGGACAGCUCUCGGCUGCCCCCUGGGGGCCGCCUCCGCCCAGGCUGGUCCUCACCAGUCUUCCUGUCCCCAGGCCCCAACUGGGGUGGGUCCCCUACCCCGAGAACACCCCAUUCUCUGAACAAUAAAAAGCACAAAC
Messenger RNA from Phyllostomus discolor (pale spear-nosed bat), 4724 nucleotides. RefSeq names its product BRF1 RNA polymerase III transcription initiation factor subunit (gene BRF1). Gene Ontology annotation, cellular component: transcription factor TFIIIB complex; transcription preinitiation complex; nucleus. NCBI's taxonomy places the organism in Eukaryota, Metazoa, Chordata, Mammalia, Chiroptera, Phyllostomidae. Gene Ontology annotation, biological process: transcription by RNA polymerase III; transcription preinitiation complex assembly; DNA-templated transcription initiation. The record is from RefSeq and is a predicted model, not a curated record. Gene Ontology annotation, molecular function: RNA polymerase III type 3 promoter sequence-specific DNA binding; RNA polymerase III general transcription initiation factor activity; TBP-class protein binding.